AUGUCCGUCUUUAUCGACCUUCCCUACGAGCUCUCGGCGGCUCCUGCCGGCUUCAAGCCUGGCCAGUCGUCGGCUAGUACCCUCUCGGCGCCUUCUACCCACGUCCUUCAGCCCGUUGGGCCUGCCUUCCUCGCGCACAAGCGACGAGAGCUCAACAAGCUCACCUUUGCCGAGGACGACAAGAUCAUCUCGGAUUCUCUUGCCGCCGCUGCCGCCGCCGCUGCUGCCAAUGGAGAAGAUGAUGCCGGCGUCGGUGACGAGGAGGAAUCCGAGGAGCUCCUCGCCCGCGACCCCAAGGAGUGGAAGACGCAAGACCACUAUGCGGUGCUUGGUCUGUCGGCUUUGCGAUGGAAGGCGACUCAGGAGCAGAUCAAGAUCGCUCACCGCAAGAAGGUGCUCAAGCACCACCCCGACAAGAAAGCCGGCUCUUCGGGCCUCACUUCCGACGACUCGUUCUUCAAGUGUAUCGCCAAAGCACACGAGAUUUUGAGCAACCCCGAGAAGCGUCGCCAGUUUGAUUCUGUUGACGAGUCGAUCGACGAUGAAGCCGUUCCCACAGGUAAGGAGGCUGCUGAAAAGUUCUACGCUCUCUGGGGUCCCAUCUUUGAGCGCGAGGGACGUUUCUCCGAGCCCAAGAACGGACCGGUACCCAAGCUUGGAGACGCCAACUCGACGCGUGACCAGGUCAACGAGUUCUACGACUUUUUCUACAACUUUGACUCGUGGCGAUCGUUCGAGUACCUUGACAAGGAGAUCAACGAGGGCUCCGACAACCGUGACGAUAAGCGAUACACUGAGAAGAAGAACCGAAAUGAACGUGCUCGCAGAAAGAAGGAGGACAACGCUCGUCUGCGCAACCUCGUCGACAAGGCGCUUUCCAUCGACCCUCGUAUCAAGCAGUUCAAGGCUGAAGACAAAGCUGCUCGCGAGGCCAAGAAGAACAAAGGUCGUCCUGGCGCCAAUGGUGCUUCUGCUGGCGUCGAUCCACGCAAGGCUGCCGAAGACAAGAAGAAGGCCGAAGAAGAAGCCAAGCGCAAAGCUGAAUCAGAGGCCAAAGCUGCCGAACAGGAGAAGGCUGCCAAAGCUGAUGCGAAAAAGCUCAAGGAAGCCGCCAAGAAGGCGAUUAAGAAGGAAAAGAAGGCGCUCAACAAACUCAUCACCGACAACAACUACUUCCAAUCCUCGGCACCCACGCCGCAGCUCAUCGAGGCGCAGCUCAACGAACUCGACGCCCUUUGCGAAAAGCUCGAAGCCGCCAAGCUCGCAGAGUACAGGAAGAAGGCCGAGGCCGCUCCCGCCGCCGACGCGGUCAAGGCCGAGUUCGCCAACGCUGCAAAGGCGGCUGGCAUCGAAUCUUCCGCUUUUGCUUAG
Molecule: messenger RNA, 1371 nt
Organism: Mycosarcoma maydis (corn smut)
Lineage: Eukaryota; Fungi; Basidiomycota; Ustilaginomycetes; Ustilaginales
Product: putative zuotin
Exons: 1
Coding region: 1-1371 (456 amino acids)
Biological process (GO): regulation of translational fidelity; 'de novo' cotranslational protein folding
Cellular component (GO): cytosol
Molecular function (GO): Hsp70 protein binding; ribosome binding
Source: RefSeq, a predicted model, not a curated record